Molecule: messenger RNA, 4652 nt
Organism: Osmerus eperlanus (European smelt)
Lineage: Eukaryota; Metazoa; Chordata; Actinopteri; Osmeriformes; Osmeridae
Gene: usp47
Product: ubiquitin specific peptidase 47
Exons: 29
Coding region: 210-4364 (1384 amino acids)
Biological process (GO): protein deubiquitination
Cellular component (GO): cytosol; nucleus
Molecular function (GO): cysteine-type deubiquitinase activity
Source: RefSeq, a predicted model, not a curated record
AUUUUUUCCUUCCCAUUGACGGUUGUUGUUUAGGGGGUAGAACGAAAGUAGCUGACUGCAACCACUUUGAUUACAAGUUUUUUAUUAGUUUAACUUCUGCUCCACAUCCACAGGAUUGAUACAAAGACAAAUAAUGUAUUUGUUCAACGUCGUAAAGUAUUCCCGCUGACAUCCGAGCUUGGCUAAAUGUCUGUUUGACUGUCGCACAAAUGGAAAUGGUGCCCAGCGAAGAGAACCAGCUCGUACCCAAAGAGGUUAUGUUUUGGAGUUGCAGGCAAAGUAUUUUCGACGAGAUGAAGAAAAGGUUUUCUCAGAUCGAAAAUGCGGCGGAGGAGCCUAGAGUGCUAUGUAUCGUCCAAGACACCACCAACUCCAAGACCGUCAACGAGAGGCUGACCCUCAACCUGCCGGCCUCCACCACCGUCUCCAAGCUGUUUGGGGAUGUGGCUCGCCAGGCGGGAUACCUGAGUGGCACAUUCGACCUGGCAUGGGGCAAUACAGCAGCCAUGGCACCGCUGGACCACACCAGUGAGAUGUCCCUCACUGCCUCUGGGUUUGAGGCUGGGAAGAGGAACUUCCUCCAGCUCACAGACAAGGACGGAGAGCAGCCUCAGAUAGCCUCGGAUGAGUCAGCGCCAGCAGACAGCAGUGGGCUGGAUGACAGUUCCCAGGAGCGCUUCAUCGGCCCCCUGCCCAGGGAUGGUACGGUGGGCUGCAGCAGCGACUACAGCAGCCCCUCUUACUCUUACUCCUCAAUCCUCAACAAGUCUGAAACAGGAUACGUGGGGUUAGUGAACCAGGCCAUGACCUGCUAUCUGAAUAGCCUCCUGCAAACGCUGUUUAUGACGCCCGAGUUCAGAAAUGCGCUGUACAAUUGGGAGUUUGAGGAGUCUGAGGAGGAGCCUGUCAACAGCAUCCCCUACCAGCUCCAGAGGCUGUUUGUGCUUCUGCAGACCAGCAAGAAGAGGGCCAUCGAGACCACGGACGUGACCCGCAGCUUUGGCUGGGACAGCAGCGAGGCCUGGCAGCAGCAUGAUGUUCAGGAGCUGUGCAGGGUCAUGUUCGACGCCCUGGAGCAGAAGUGGAAACAGACAGAGCAGGCUGACCUGAUCAACCAGCUGUACCAGGGCAAGCUGAAGGACUACGUGCGCUGUCUGGAGUGUGGCUACGAGAGCUGGAGGAUCGACACCUACCUGGACAUCCCUCUGGUCAUCAGGCCGUUCGGCGCGAGCCAGGCUUUCUGCAGCGUGGAGGAGGCACUGCAGGCUUUCAUCCAGCCAGAGACCCUGGAUGGGGCCAACCAGUACUUCUGUGAGCGCUGCAAGAAAAAAUGCGACGCCCGCAAGGGCCUGAGGUUCCUUCACUUCCCCUACCUGCUGACCUUGCAGCUGAAGCGGUUUGACUUUGACUACACCACUAUGCACCGGAUCAAACUGAACGACCGCAUGACCUUCCCCGAGGAGCUGGACAUGAGUCCCUUCAUCGACGUGGAGGACGAGAAGUCUCCCCAGACGGAGAGUUGCACAGACAGCGGGGCUGAGAAUGAGGGCAGUUGCCACAGCGACCAGAUGAGCAAUGACUUCUCCACUGACGACGGCGUGGACGAGGGCAUCUGUCUGGACAGCACCAGCACAGAGAGAGUACUCAAGCCAAAGAGUUCAUUGACCUUUGAGCUGUUCUCUGUCAUGGUCCACUCUGGGAGCGCUGCGGGCGGCCACUACUACGCCUGCAUCAAAUCCUUCAGCGACGGCCAGUGGUACAGCUUCAAUGACCAGCACGUCAGCAAGAUCACGCAGGAUGAUAUCAGGAAGACGUAUGGAGGCUCCUCAGGGAGCAGGGGGUAUUACUCCAGUGCCUUUGCCAGCUCUACGAAUGCCUACAUGCUGAUCUACAGGUUAAAAGACCCCACGAGGAACGCAAAGUACCUGGGCGCGGACGACUUCCCGGCGCACAUCAAGCGUCUGGUCCAGAAGGAGAAGGAGUCUGAGGAGCAGGAGAAGAGGCAGCGGGAGAUCGAGAGGAACACCUGCAAGAUCAAGCUGUUCUGCAUGCACCCUGUGAAGAUGAUGAUGAUGAUGGAGAACAAGCUGGAGGUGCACAAGGAUAAAACCCUGCUGGAGGCCACAGAGAUGGCCUACAAGCUGAUGGAGCUGGAUGGCGUGGUUCCUCUGGACUGCUGUCGCCUGGUCAAGUACGAUGAGUUCCACGAGUACCUGGAGCGCUCGUACGAGGGCGAGGAGGACACGCCCAUGGGCCUGCUGCUGGGCGGGGUCAAGUCCUCCUACAUGUUCGACCUGCUCCUGGAGACGCGCAGGCCGGACCAGGUGUUCCAGCCCUACAAGCCUGGAGAGGUCAUGGUGAAGGUCCAUGUGGUGAAUCUGAAGGGCGAGACCAUCGCCUCUCCUGUCAGCGUCAGAGCGUACCUGAACCAGAGCAUCUCUGAGUUCAAGCAGCUCAUUGCACAGGUGACAGAGCUGUCGGCAGACACCAUGCGUGUGGUUCUGGAGCGCUGCUAUAACGACCUCCGGCUCCUCUACGUGCCCAACAAGACCCUGAAGGCGGAGGGUUUCUUCAGGAGUAACAAGGUUUUUGUCGAAAGCUCUCAAUCAGCCGACCACCAGGUCACUUUCACUGACUCCCACCUCUGGAAACUUCUGGACCGCCACGGGAACACAAUACGACUGUUGGUCUCGCUGCCAGAGCAGUCGCCCGGGAGCCUGGCCAACAGAACUAUUUUCCAAAAAGCGGCCGGCGACCCCGAGGAGUCCUCCGAGGGGUCAAAGGGCAACAGGAAGUCUGUGGAGGCCAUCCUGGAGGAGAGCACGGAGAAGCUGAAGAACCUGUCCCUCCAGCAGCAGCAGGGCUCCAGCAGUGACAGCCCGAAGAGCUCCGACGCCAGCGACUUCGAGCACAUCGAGUCUCCCUCCCAGGAGCCGGCCUCGGCCUCUUCCGCCGACAACCGCGAGCUGGAGAACCGGAUCGGCGUGGCGGGCGGCGCGGGUCCGGCGAGCGGCGGCGGCGGGGCGUCGUCCGACCAGGACGCCCAGUUCCCCCCGGAGGAGCGCUCGGACUCGGAGGUGAACAACGACCGCAGCACCAGCUCCGUGGACAGUGACAUCCUGAGCUCCAGCCACAGCAGCGACACGCUGUGCAACGCCGACAGCGGGCCCAUCCAGCUGGCCAACGGCCUGGACUCCCACAGCAUCACCAGCAGCCGGCGCUCCAAGGCCCACGAGGGCAAGAAGGAGACGUGGGACACGGCCGAGGAGGACUCCGGCACGGACAGCGAGUACGACGAGAACGGGAAGAGCAAGGCCGAGGCCCAGUACCUGUACUUCAAAGCCGAACCCUACACCCAAGAGGAAGGCUCAGGGGAAGCCCAGAAAUGUUUGCUGGUCCAUGUGGACAAGAGGAUCACUCUGUCAGCGUUCAAGCAGAACCUGGAGCCCUUCGUGGGCAUCGCCUCCACCCAGUUCAAGGUGUUCCGGGUCUACGCCAACAGCCAGGAGUUUGAGAGCGUUCGCCUCAACGAGACCCUCUCCUCCUUCUCCGACGACAACAAGAUAACCAUCCGUCUAGGCAGGGCGCUGAAGAAGGGCGAGUACAGGGUGAAGGUGUACCAGCUACUAGUGAAUGACCAAGAGCCCUGUAAGUUCCUUGUGGACACAGUGUUUGCGAAGGGCAUGACUGUACGACAGUCCAAAGAAGAGCUGCUACCACAGCUGAAAGACCAGUGCAAGCUAGACCUCAGCAUCGACAGGUUCCGUCUCAGGAAGAAGACGUGGAAGAACCCAGGGACCGUGUUCCUGGACUACCACGUCUACGAGGAGGACAUCAACAUCUCCUCCAACUGGGAGGUGUUCCUGGAGGUUCUCAACGAGCCGGAGAAGAUGAAGUCCAUGUCCCAGCUGGCUGUUCUAACCCGGCGCUGGAGACCGGCCCAGAUGAAGCUCGAGCCAUUUCAGGAAGUGGUCCUGGAAAGCAGCAGUGUGGAGGAACUGAAGGAGAAGCUCAGUGAAAUAAGCGGGAUUCUAUUGGAGAACCUGGAGUUUGCCAAGGGCCGAGGGACUUUUCCCUGUGACAUCUCUGUGAUGGAGAUCCACCAGGACCUGGACUGGAACCCCAAGGUGUCCACCCUGAACGUGUGGCCCCUCUACAUCUGUGACGACGGGGCGGUUGUGUUCUACAGGGACAGCACUGAGGAGCCCAUGGAUCUGUCCGAGGACGAGAGGAGCGAGCUGCUGAAGAGAGAGAGCAGCCGCCUGCUGAAGACGGGCCACCGGGUCAGCUACUCUCCCCGCAAAGAGAAGGCCCUCAAGAUCUACCUGGACGGGGGCCCCGCCAAGGACACGGGCCUGGACUGAGGCCUGGUCCGAGCUGGCUCGCCCGCCUGCCUGCCUGCCUGCUGCAGAGUAGCGUAGCCUGGCCUGUCUGGGCCACAGGGACCCCCGUGUGAUGUGGGGCCCCACGUUGACUCGACGUCACCAGCCAGCGCCGUGCGGCUGACACACCCCUCGCCCUCCACCCUGAGCUCCAGGGGGGUAGAGACUGGCUCAGAAAUCCUAUUGUGCACUAUAGUUUAUGUACUGUAAAGUUUAAAGGGAAGUGCAAAGGCUAAUCAAUAAUAAAUAAGAAAAAAAUAAAAAAUAUAA